This is a messenger RNA of Caenorhabditis elegans, 1397 nucleotides long. RefSeq names its product Serpentine Receptor, class T (gene F29B9.8). The record is from RefSeq and is marked reviewed. Lineage: Eukaryota; Metazoa; Nematoda; Chromadorea; Rhabditida; Rhabditidae. The coding region runs from base 2 to 1147 and encodes 381 amino acids. The transcript has 8 exons.
AAUGUCAGAAGAGACACUCGAUUUCAGUGGGUCGAUGCCUGAGGAGGUGCAAACUCUUCUCACAAAUUCGGAGAUGGAUCCAGGACUUUUGUCGAAUGAGACAGCAACCACGAUGAUCACAGAUGUGAUUAGUACAACCACAACCACAUUGGCCCCCGUCCUUAUCGGCUACCAACCUAACCCAUUCCGCAUUGGACUCCUCGCCUUCAAAUGCCUGCUCAUUAUCCUAAUCUUCACUUUAUCCUGUACGAUUCGUAAGGACUUCUUCAAGUUCUUCGUUCUCUUCCUUAUCAUCCCACUGUUUAUCGAAGCUGGAUUUGAUAUCUUCACCGAGAUUCACGCCAGUACAGCGAUCUUUGGGGCUCAACAGUUUGACUGGCAAUACCUAAACCUUUCACCACGAGCGAACGACACUGUGACUGAUUGGCAGAAGUAUGCCGUCGACGGGUUCGGAGAGAUCCUUCAAAAGUACACAACUUACCAGGUGUACACGAAGGAUCAACUCUUCUCGAUCGUAUCCUAUGUCGCCGGUGAUUUUAUCUUCUGGAGUCUGCUCUUUUCGACUUACACGGUCUUUUUCUUCGCUCACAAGGCGAUUGCACGUCCAGAGCAGAUCACUUACGAGCCGAUUGGCAGUGUCUUCUUCAAGGCUCAAAUCACUCCGGUAAUCUUUACCGCCUUUGACACUCUCAUCUCGAUCUACCAAAUUCCACAAUGGGCUUAUCUCAGCAUCAUUUCCAGCAUCAGACUCACUGCGUGUAUUGUCUCCUUCGGCAUCGUCACCCAGAUGUUCGCUAGUCUCUUCUUAUUCUGCAGAAGAAAGGACGAGGUGACGAAGACUUCUCCAUAUGAGCACGUGAGAAACAGCAAACUCCGUUUGUUCUUGUUCCUAUUAUUCAGUAUCUGUGUUCAUGUGCUUACGGCUCCUUAUCUCAUCUGGUCCGGAUUGACCAUCGCUUUUGACGUCGGUCAGCUUCUCGGCUUCAACUGGUACCUCCCAAUGCACUUUGCUUCCGAGAUGUUCCCACUUCAUCUGACCUUCUUCUUGCUCAGACCCUUUAUCUUCCUAAUUCUGGCUCUGAUCCUCCUCAACCCAUACCGCCGUCGUUUUGUCAAAUUCUUCUUCCCGUGUUGUAGAAGACAUUAGGAACGAUCUUUUAUUUUUUUUCUGUAAUUAUUGCUUCCAACUCUUCUUUUUUGCGCCAUAAUUCUAAACCCCUGUGCCAUUGGGCGCCCCCUCAGAAGCCCGGUGCUCCUUCGUUUUUUCUUUGUUUUGUUUUUUUUCAAAUCGGAAAUAUCGCUCUCUCAGAAAUUGUGAUAAAUAGUACACGUUUUACACGUUCCAUAUGUGCCUUGCCUUACAAUUAAAAAAUGAAUAAAUUUUUUUCAAAUUUAAA